GUGUUGGCUUCCCAAGGAAGCUACCCAAAAAAUGGGCACAGGUGGUGGCUCUGACAGCUGAGAUGGCUGACAUCAAGGUGAAGCUCAGGUGCUCUCAGGAACAGUUUGUGGACAUGCUGCAGAAGUACUACACUCAGCAGUUGGUUCAGCUUGAGGGUCCUGAUGCUGUGCCUGAUUGGGUGAUGCUCAGUUUCAGGAAUGAACUCAGUCAGAUCUUCAAAGACUUCAAGGGUUACCCAAAGAUCACUCAGGGGCAAUGGAUUAGGAUUCUCAAGACAGCUCUUCAGGAUGCUCAGGAUAUGGAAAAGGAGUUGAAUGCACAGCCUGACCAUGAGGUGAUGGAGGUGCCUGACAAGGUUUUGUGGACUCAGAAGGGUGGCCAAGGGCGCUACCAGCUUCAGCCCAAUGAUCCACCUCAGGAACCCUCAUGCUUAGCACUCUUCAACAACAUGGACUCAGAAAACAUUGUGGAGACUGCCAAUGAUGCUCAGGGCUAUGUCAAGUCUGAGCUCCAAAAGCUGAACAUCAAUGAGAUUGACAAGCUCCUGGACAACUCAGAAUCAGAUCAGAAGCUCAGUGACUUGGACAAUGUACCUGACCUGAUUGAGGACAUGAAGUCCAAGAUUCUUCUACUUGAGCAGGCACUUGAAUCUCAGGAGCUCACAAUGCUUAGGCUCAGGAAAUAUGCUAAGAACAUGGAAGAGGAGCAAGGUGAGCUCAGGGCUUUGCAUGCUGAGCUUCAACUCUCAGUGAAAAGAUCUCAGUCCUACUGGGAGCAGAAGCUGUCUCAGGAUCUUGUGAAUAAGGACGCUCUGAGAAAGUUCAUGGAAACUCAUCAAAUGAGUGAACUAGAUCUCAGGCAGCUGAUGCAAAAGUCUCCUCAGAUUGAUCACAAGCCUCAGGACUCAGUGAAGGAAGUUGUGGAUGUAUAA
Molecule: messenger RNA, 932 nt
Organism: Cladocopium goreaui
Lineage: Eukaryota; Dinophyceae; Suessiales; Symbiodiniaceae
Source: the annotation of a GenBank genome assembly